Molecule: messenger RNA, 5117 nt
Organism: Magallana angulata
Lineage: Eukaryota; Metazoa; Mollusca; Bivalvia; Ostreida; Ostreidae
Product: DDB1- and CUL4-associated factor 1-like
Exons: 37
Coding region: 205-4575 (1456 amino acids)
Biological process (GO): protein ubiquitination
Cellular component (GO): nucleus; Cul4-RING E3 ubiquitin ligase complex
Molecular function (GO): protein binding
Source: RefSeq, a predicted model, not a curated record
UUUAAAAACAGCAUGGUGGAUUGCGGGAAAUGGAGAAAUAUCUAAUCACUUCACGUUUUCUCAUUUAAUCAGCGAAUGUAUGAUUGAAAACGUAUUAGAGCUUCUGCGUUUUCUCAACUGAAAAGUAUAGUUUUUAUGUAAUUCUGUUUGGUUCGUUGACAGACUAUUUGAAAUUCACUUAAAUCGAAACUGACAGCCUGUAUCAUGGCUGCUCUGGAUUCUCUGGCCCAGCUGAACAGUCUGUUAGAAGAAUGGGUGAGGGAACACAACAAUGGAUCCUUCAACGUGAUGAACACUCUACACAGGAUGGCCGAGUUACUAGAGAGAGAGACAGAAGAAUACUAUAAGAUGGACCCUGACCCCUUUGAUGACAGACAUCCCGGGCGGGCAGUACCCACAUGUGCUCUGGGUCACCUCAUGAAGACUUUGUUCAAGAGUGAAGAGUUUAUGAAUAAGUUAGUGAGUACCUACCUAAUGAGUAACCGUGACAACACGGAGCUGCACAUCGCCGCAUCGCGUCUGUUGUUGGACGUCAUGCCGGGACUAGAGACCACCAUUGUGUUUCAAGAAACUGACGGGUUGGUGAGAAGACUGCUGCAUUGGGCUGAGUUUUGUGAGGACCCCCUCAGAUCUUAUGCCACAGGGCUUCUUGCUGGGGCCAUGGAACUCCAGGAUGUCGCAGACAAAUUUAAGGAGGCCAAUGGGACAUUGGUUCCACUGAUGUUGACCCGCCUCCACAAACUGAAAUGUGACUACGAGAAAGAAAACCAGGAGAACACAUCCUCUCACAGUCAUGAGGAUAACCAGAGACACUUCGGUAUAUUUGGUCAGGAGCCCAAACAGUCGCCCGAGAAAAAAGUCUCCUCCGAAAGCCCGACAGGGAGUCACAGCGGAGGAGAUAACCCCCAGGACUCGAGUCAGAGCUGUCCCACACGGGACGAAAAGAGCGUCAAAUCGGAGAGCAACAGCAGGCGCGAGUCCAUGAAACGGGCCCUGUCGCCUAGUUACUAUAGCGAUGACCUCUACAGAUUCAAGCGAGGUCGAAUCAGAGAGGAUUCCAUCAAUGAGUGCAGUAACAGUAGCUGGGCCGAGAUGAAGUGUUAUGUGAUAGGAACCUACAGUCUGAUGCCGCUCAGUAUAGCCAUGAAACAGAGGGUCAUUCUGCAGUACCUCACACCUAUGGCAGAGUACCAAGAGUUGAUUGGUGCAGCUUUUGAACACAAUGCACUGGACCUGGUGUUUUUCUACAUGGACCUGAAGAAGAACGCAGAUGUCAGACUGGCUUUUGAAGCAAUCAAGUACACUGCUAACUUACUGUGUCACAAGAAGUUUGCCAUAGAGUUCCUGUCCAUGCAGGGGGUCCAGAAAGCCCUGCAGGUGCCCCGCCCCUCUGUGGCUGCCUGUGGGGUCUCACUCUGUAUCUACUACCUCUCCUACUUUGAGGACGCCAUGGAAAGGGUCUGUUUGUUACCAGACAGGACUCUGCAAGAUUUAGUCAGCUACACUCUCUGGUUGCUUGAGUGCUCCCAUGAUUCAAGUCGCUGUCAUGCUGCCAUGUUUUUUGGACAAGCCUUUCCCUACAGGGUGAUCCUAAAUUUGUUUGAUCAGAAAGAUGGGCUCAGAAGACUUUUUAAUGUGAUCAGCACCCUACAGAUCCUUGAUGUGGACGACCAGAGAGAGGUGGGAGACGACCAGAUCUUCACCAUGAAGCAGCUCAUACGCCACGUCUCGCUCGCGCUCAAGAAAUACUUUGAGGCCCACAUCUGUCACAAAGUGGACGAGAUUAAGAGGUCUCAUGCUCGCAGCGACGACAACAACUCGCCCAUUCACGAAAUCCCUCCGUAUAAGGCUUUGAAAUUAACACCAGAAUUAGUUCAGGAGAACAUUGAGAUCAUGAUGGAGCUGAUGCCGAUUCGAGUUCAUUGGGCACCCGAAAUCACAUGUCAUAAACUGGGCGGGAUCAAACUAAUGUGUCAGCUGAUUGCACUGGCCCCUACGUGGAACCACUUCACUGGAAAAACAGAAAUGAUAAAGAACGUUCUUGAUGUGAUCAACGUGUUGGUGGCCACACCCAAGUCUCAGCUGGCCCUCCUGGAGUCUGUCCCCAUGUACAACAACAUCUCAACACCAGCCAUCAGUGUGCUGAUUGGUCUAGCAGAGGGAGAGCUACAAGAUCCAGAGGUCCAAAAGUCUGCCCUCAACAUCAUCAUCAACUGUGUGUGUGGCCCCGUGGAGAGGCUGGGAGGAGGACUAGGGAGAUUUGUUGCUGGAUCUAAAAAAAGAAUCAACCUGAAAGUGGGAGAAGACGUCCUCAGUAAGAUGUGGAAUGGGGUCAGGGUCAACAAUGGGAUCAUGGCUCUGUUGAAGUUAUUGUCCAUCAAGACCCCAAUUACAGAUGCAGACUGUAUCAGGGCGCUGGCGUGUAAGGCAUUGGUUGGUUUGUCUAGGUCAGAGACAGUGAGACAGAUCAUGAGUAAACUUCCUUUGUUCAACAACGGACAGAUUCAGUUGCUUAUGAAAGAGCCAGUGUUACAAGACAAGCAGCAAGAACACGUCAAGUUUUGUAAAUAUGCCAACGAGCUCCUGGAGAGAGUGCUCGGAAAGAAAUCCAGCGCCAAUCUAGACGCCUCCCUGGAGGAUAUCAGAAGGGCUGACAUUGUUGCUCAAUCGAGGAUCACAUUCCAAGAGAAGGAGUUACUACAGCUCAUACACAGUCACCUACAGUCCAAAGGAUUAGCGGAGGCAGCAGCAGCUCUGCAGAGGGAGGCCAACCUGCCCCGCAGUAUCACUCCCCCCAACGUCCUACCCGCUCAACCCUGUGUCUUCUCCUCCCCACAUUUAGCCUCCCCCAGAAUUUCCAGACAAAUCAGUCACUCUGCCGCUGCCCACCUCUCCGGCACCCCUGACAUCCCGUCCACUAGUUCUGGUUACUAUAGCAACUCCAGCAGUCAGAGGGAGAGUCCCACUAACCCUGGCUCCACCCCCGGCACUCCUGGACCAAUCAGAUUUCACAUUGGUCGGCACAACCAGCAAUUCUCACCUGGCCUUGUUCCAGUUAGGGGCUCCGCCAGCAAAAGUAGGUUCAGCACAGAAAAGGACUGCAGUCUUAACAGUCCUGUUUGGAGGUCAAAAGGGCAUUUAAAGGGUCAAGGAGACUAUGACAUGACCUUGGAUAAGAUAGUGACAGAGUACCUCCGUAAACAGCAUGCUCUGUGUCGGAACCCGGUCACCACCUGUCCCCCCAUGUCUCUGUUUAAACCCCACCGCUGUCCCGAGCCUCGAGGAAGAAGAAUGGCACCACUCAAUGCCACAUCCAGGAUAUACAACAGAAUGUUGGGACCCAAGGUGGGGGGGAUAGGAGGUGCUAGUGUGGACAGGAAGUUUAUCUACAGUCGGUUUAGGCCCUGCCAAUCUUACAGAAACUCAGACGAUGGAGGGAUGCUCUGUUGUUCCUUUUCAAGAGAUGAGCAAUAUCUGAUGUAUGGGACAUUCUGGGGAGACAUCAAACUAGUCAGUCUGCAGUCAGGGGAGGAAACUGCCAGCUAUAAUUUCCAUCAGGUUCCCAUUGAAGACUUCCAGCAAGCCAAAGAUCAUGAUGUUCUAUUGGUCAGCUAUGCAGACAAUGGAUCAGGGGUCUGGACCUAUGGGGAUGUUGUGGAAAACAAGUACAGUUUUGAAGACAGCCAUAUAGAGUUCAGUAAACUGAUCCAGGACCGGAUCAUCGGGACCAAAGAGGAAACUGCUAAUAUCUAUGAUGUCUCAACGGGUCAAAGAAUUCUCAAACUCUUUGAAGCUAACAAAGCCAAUAAUUACCGGGAAAAUCGUGCAACCUUCAACCCCACAGACGAACUGGUCCUAAACGAUGGGGUAUUGUGGGAUAUACGCAGUGGCAAAUCCAUCCACAAGUUUGACAAAUUCAAUGACAAUAUCAGCGGAGUCUUUCAUCCGAUGGGACUGGAAAUCAUAAUUAACUCUGAAGUUUGGGACAUCCGGUCCUAUCAUCUCCUGCACACAGUCCCUGCCUUAAACCAGUGCCAAAUUCGCUUCAACAACCGGGGCGACAUCAUCUACGCUAUCUAUGUGAUGGAUGAGGAGAUGGAUGACUUUAAAGGAAGAAGUCCGUACAGCUCCACCUUCAGAACGUUUGACUCCACAGACUACAGUUCAAUAGCCACCAUGGAUGUGAGGUCCAAGAGUAUAUCGGACCUGUGUACAGAUCGGUCGGACUGUUACCUAGCUGUGGUGGAGAAUCUGAACACAGAACUGGGCACUGAGGAGUUUGUUUGUAAGCUUUACGAGGUUGGAAAACUCCGAGACGAGGAAGAUGAUCAGCCAGAAGAUGAUGAACUUGAUGAAGUGGAUGAUGAAGAUGAUGAUGACGAAGAUCUUUUAAAUGAUUUCAAUGACUCGAAUGAUGAUGACUUCUUUACAGACGGUGAUGAUGACGAUGAUGAAGAUGAUGAGGACAAUGAAGAAGAUAAUGGAGACUUCUCAUUCAGUGACAUGGGCAGCGAUGAUGAUGAUGAUGAUGACGGAGAUGAUAUUGACGAUGACGCUUUAUUUGAACUCUUAUGAUCGAGUUAUAUGUGAGGGAAAACUCAACCACUUUCAUUGCAAAUAUCCUAGUUUAUCCGAAUUUUCAUUAUGAAUACUGGAUAUCAUGAACUAAAAUUAACUGUCUUCUAAGAAUAAAAUACAUGGGAAGGACUAAAAAAAAUUUACAAUAAUUAAUAACUUAUUAAUUUGCUAUAUAUGCCAUUGAUGAAAAUGUGGUAUUGGUUACUAAGACCAGCUGUGUUAGAAAGUUAAGUUUGUAUAAUUGUGUACAUUUUGCACAUUUUCUGAAAGUAACUUGUGUUGAAUCUGUUCUCCCUCAAAAGUCUGAUAUGAUGGACAUUUCUUUUGAUAUUGUACAAAAUGUACCUACAGGUGCUACUGGGCAUACAUUGACUUACUGUAAGGAGAUUAUGCUGACAAUACUUUGUGUUUUCUUGUUUUAUUUGUCAUGGGUGUCCUCAGAAUGUUGAUUUUAUAAUUUAUGAAUGGUUAUGAUAUAUUGUACAUUUCUCAAGUCAUUAAAUAUUUCACAGAUAUCAAUAAAUGUUGAUGCUAUUUAA